AUGGACGACAACACCGAAGAUAUCGAGAACAUGUCGCAGAACUUGACACCUGAAGAUAUGACGGCGCUUGAAGAGCUUCUCCGCCGCAAGACCGACAGGGUACCUAACGGCCUCCGCGCCCAGCAGACGCUACCGCUCGAAACCAUUCUCUCUCCUUCCCCGCAGCAACAGUACUUUCCCUAUGAAGUCGCUGCUGUCGCAGAAGGCGCGACAUUUGCCGGUCAGCUCAAGCACCGCGGCGCUAUCGCGCGGGCAAUGCAAUCGUUCACCCCCAUGUCAGAAUGGCCAGUUCAAACCAUACUCGCCUACUUCACUUCCAACGUCAAUCGUCAUAUGUGCUUCUCCCGCUACCUCAAGCAAACGCGUGUUCGGCUAUUGGUCAAUCUGGUGUCACUGCUCAACAAGACUGACACACCCAUGAUGGCGGCUUACACACUAGCCUGCAUGGAAUACGUCCAGCAUCCCAGUCUCGGCGCCCAGUUCGACCCCGCGAAUCCCACAAAGCACCAGUUCGCCUUCGUUCACAUGCUGAAAGACAACCCCGACGAUUUUAUCGUACUCAGCGGUGACUCACGCAACGAAUAUGUCCGAGCGAAGCUGACUACAUACCUCACCGAAGCACGCAAUGCGUGUCCAGAUUGGACUCAAGUACCUCCCCCGACACGCGCCUUGUUCGACUUCUGCUUUAAAGGCGGUCAAGAUCAGAUGAAUGAAAUGGCGCAGAAGGUGCUGACUAAGAAGAGGAAGAGGGGAAAGAAGAAGACUACGCCGUCGGUACCGCAGGGCGAUGUGCCGUUUGUGUAUAAACGUGUACUGCCGUCGCUGUUCGAGUAUGACGACAGUAGGAUCAAGAAGUUGUGUGCUGGGAAUGCGUUGCUAGAGGGACUGAUUGAGGGGAUGCCUGGUGUGAGGGUGUUGGGUGAGGGUGAUGGUGCUAAGGGUGAAGAAUACAAAGAAGCUGUUGAGGGCGGCGAAGAACUCAAGGUAUCUGGAGUGGAGGAGCCAGGUGAGGGGUUUGAGAAGGGCUUGGAUGAAAUGGUAAAGGAGGGAGGUGGUGCUAAGGCUAUGGCGAGUGUGGACUUGACAUCGUGGUAUGACUGGAAAAACGUGUAG
Molecule: messenger RNA, 1113 nt
Organism: Alternaria ethzedia
Lineage: Eukaryota; Fungi; Ascomycota; Dothideomycetes; Pleosporales; Pleosporaceae
Exons: 3
Coding region: 1-1113 (370 amino acids)
Source: RefSeq, a predicted model, not a curated record